Messenger RNA from Rattus rattus (black rat), 567 nucleotides. Its product is annotated as ALK tyrosine kinase receptor-like. The transcript is spliced from 5 exons. Lineage: Eukaryota; Metazoa; Chordata; Mammalia; Rodentia; Muridae. Bases 1 to 567 code for a protein of 188 amino acids. The record is from RefSeq and is a predicted model, not a curated record. Gene Ontology annotation, cellular component: membrane.
AUGGGGAAAGGCAAGAAACAUGUGUUGGAGCCGACUUUCAAUGGUACAGGAGACUAUUAUGAGAGUCACAGGUCCUUGGAGUCACCCUCAGAAAUGUCUUCUCCUCCUGGUAACUUUCUAUGGAAUCUCACCUGGACAAUGAAAGACUCCUUCCCUUUCCUUUCCCACCGCAGUCGAUAUGGUCUGGAGUGCAGCUUUGAUUUUCCCUGCGAGCUGGAAUACUCCCCUCCCCUCCACAACCAUGGGAACCAGAGCUGGUCCUGGCGCCGUGUGCCCUCUGAGGAGGCCGCGAGGUUGAACUUGCUGGAUGGGCCAGAGGCAGAGCAUUUGAAAGAGAUGCCCAGAGGCUCCUUCCUCCUCCUGAACACCUCUGCAGAUUCCAAGCAUACCAUUCUGAGCCCCUGGAUGAGGAGCAGUAGUGAGCACUGCACGCUGGCUGUCUCAGUGCACAGACAUCUACAACCUUCUGGGAGAUAUGUUGCCCAGCUCCUACCCCACAAUGAAGCGGGAAGAGAGAUUCUUCUGGUGCCUACCCCGGGGAAACAUGGGUGCUUCGGCAUCCACUAA